ACAUAUGACGACGCUAAAGAGAGCGAUGAUUACAAACAAGUUCACACGGAAGGAGAAUAUACUUUGAAAAUGCCGUUGAUUAAAAUUGCGCAUGGUCGAAGUGGAGACAAGGGCGAUACUUGUAAUAUAGGUAAGGAAGAGACGUGUUUUGGCAUCAUUGCACGACAUCCGAAAUAUUAUGGAUUUCUGAAGAGAGUGUUGACCGAAGAGACUGUGCGAGCGUAUAUGUCACAUGUAUGCAAGGGUAUCGUUAAGCGUUAUGUCGUGCCAGGAUGCUACGCACUGAAUUUUGUGUUCACAAAAAGUCUGGGUGGUGGUGGAUUGAGCUCUUUACGUGUGGAUAGACAGGGAAAGACAUUUGCUCAAAUGUUGUUGAGUUAUGAAGUUGAAGUACCGAAUGAUAAUCUUCCUCUGCUCCUGGCCGGAGUAUUUUUUGAUAAUUAG
Paraglomus occultum is the source of this 444-nucleotide messenger RNA. Lineage: Eukaryota; Fungi; Glomeromycota; Glomeromycetes; Paraglomerales; Paraglomeraceae. The record is from the annotation of a GenBank genome assembly.